This is a messenger RNA of Diatraea saccharalis (sugarcane borer), 1668 nucleotides long. The record is from the annotation of a GenBank genome assembly. NCBI's taxonomy places the organism in Eukaryota, Metazoa, Arthropoda, Insecta, Lepidoptera, Crambidae.
UCCGAAUUAUUAAGUUAGGAGCUUUUGUUAGUUUCUUUAUUUUCUCUGUCGAACUGUCCUUAUCAAAGAAAGGUUAUAAGUAGUCAUUACUGGCUAAGAACUCUGAAUACUAAAAUUUCAUUAAAACUGCGAUGAGUCGUCUAAGGGCACUUAUUGGACCGUCAAUUUUAAAUGCGGAUCUCUCUCAGUUAUAUGAAGAAUCUCAAAAACUUCUCAACAAUGGUGCUGAUUAUCUACACUUGGACGUGAUGGACGGUCACUUUGUGCCUAAUUUAACUUUUGGACAUCCUAUUGUAAAAUGUUUACGGUCCAAAAUAAAAGAAGCAUUUUUUGAAACACACAUGAUGGUUCAAAAUCCUGAACAAUGGAUAGUUCCAAUGGCCGAUGCUGGAGUUGAUCAAUACACUUUUCAUAUUGAGCCUGUUAGAAAUGUUGAAGAUGUGUGUAGAAAAAUUAAGGAAAAUGGGAUGAAGGUUGGUGUAGCAAUCAAACCUGGUACCCCUGUUUCAGAUGUUGAAAAGUACAUAGAUCUAUCUGACAUGGUAUUAAUAAUGACUGUGGAGCCUGGUUUCGGAGGGCAGCAGUUUAUGAAAAACCAAAUGGCUAAAGUGCAGUACCUUAGGGAACAAUAUCCAUUAUUAAAUAUUGAGGUAGAUGGAGGUGUAGGGCCUUUAACUAUUAGUUGCUGUGCUGAUGCUGGGGCUAAUAUGAUUGUGUCUGGUACAGCUGUAAUCGGAGCCACAGAUCAAGCUUCAACUAUCAAACUACUUCGUGAUACAGUACAAACUUCUAUUGAUAAGCAUGAACAAAAGUAAUACUAAGUAAAUGAUAAACAAUAAUGAGGUAUCAUUCCUAACCCAGUGAAAAAUGUCUUCCAUUUUUAUAAUAAAACUAUUGAAGUAAAAAGGUUUAAUUUUAUAUUUUAGUCAAAUUUACUUAAAUCUAAAGUACAUUCAGUUCCUGAAUUUUCAGAAACUUCUGGUUUUACAGCAAAGAUCGAACUAGUUGCUAUGCCAGAUUCCUUGAAUAACAUUGGAGGAUUGUUUGCUUUAAAUUUAUUUCGUAAUCCUGAAAGUGUUAUAAGCACAGCUUCUUCUGUACGAAUUGUUCUUGAACCUUGAUUAGGUAACACAUUGACAUAGUGGUUAAAAAGUAAACUGGCUUCGUCUACUUGCAAUUGUUCAUCACUUUCUAAAGCUGCUUCUAUACCAUGUAAUCCUCCAAAAACUAUUAAGGCAUGAUUGUAAUUUAGUUCUUUAUCAGGUAUAUCAUCCAUAGAUGUUCCUCUAUCCGAAGUACCAAUGGUUAGAUCAUAUCUGUGCAAUAAAUAAAUCUAUAUAAUAUAAUAAAGUAAUACUAUAAUUUAAUCAAAACUAAAGAGAUUAUAUAACAUACCCAUCCUUAUACGGUGAUUGUGUAAAAACUUGACUUAAAUUAUUUGCAAUUCUAACAGUGUAUCCCCAAUAUACACCUGUUUCGGCUCUUGGUGUGGUAAGGCUAACAAUUUUACCCUUAAGCUUUUUACAACCUUCUGGAGUUGGCAACAUUCGAACUGUAACUCGAAUGCCUGGAUUAAGUAAUUUGUCUGUUGAAACAUCUUGAAGAAGACCAACAUUCACUUGUGAUCCUCUACCAGGUUUCACUUUUUUGUUCAUUGUUAUACCUUCC